AUGAAGUGCAGUGCGUGCGGAAAGUUUAUGGCGGCGGUAGAGGGCGUUACGUAUCCUAAAUGCGAUAGAAAAUCACACAGGGCCUGCGUCAAAGUUCCUGAAGGUGUGCAGGUCCAACCUACUUGGUUGUGUCCGGACUGUAAAAUACGGACGCCCCGAAAGUCAGAUCAGAAUACGCCUGUGCGAGGACUUAAUUCCGAGAAUAUUAUCAAGCAAGGCGAAGAGAAACCCCAAAGCCCUGUGGCGCAAGGUUUUAAAGAGUCGGAACUAGCUCUUGAACUACGUAAAUUUAGAGAAGAAUUGCGAGAAACCAGGGAAGAAUUUAGAUCUUUCCGACAGGAGAUGUUUGAUUUGCGUAAUUUCAUAAAAUCGUGUGAAGAACGCCUAGAUACAUUAGAAAACAAAUACAUCCGUCUUGAAGAACAACAAACCCUAAUUAAGUCCAAAAAUGUCUGCGGCAAAAUUCAGGAUCUCGAAACGAUUAUUGCGGACUUAAGAGCAGAUUUAAAUGAUCGAGACCAAGAGCUGCUGUACAAUGAUAUUGAAGUCGCCGGCAUUCCAGAAGAGGGCGCAGAAAAUGUUCUACACAUUGUGACUGGUUACGCCCAGCUUAGUAAGCUGGGCGUAACCCUAGAAGAGCGCGAUAUACAAGGCGAAGAGAAACCCCAAAGCCCUGUGGCGCAAGGUUUUAAAGAGUCGGAACUAGCUCUUGAACUACGUAAAUUUAGAGAAGAAUUGCGAGAAACCAGGGAAGAAUUUAGAUCUUUCCGACAGGAGAUGUUUGAUUUGCGUUAUUCCAUAAAAUCGUGUGAAGAACGCCUAGAUACAUUAGAAAACAAAUACAUCCGUCUUGAAGAACAACAAACCCUAAUUAAGUCCAAAAAUGUCUGCGGCAAAAUUCAGGAUCUCGAAACGAUUAUUGCGGACUUAAGAGCAGAUUUAAAUGAUCGAGACCAAGAGCUGCUGUACAAUGAUAUUGAAGUCGCCAGCAUUCCAGAAGAGGGCGCAGAAAAUGUUCUACACAUUGUGACUGCGUCGCCCGCUUACUAA
Parnassius apollo (apollo) is the source of this 1050-nucleotide messenger RNA. The record is from the annotation of a GenBank genome assembly. NCBI's taxonomy places the organism in Eukaryota, Metazoa, Arthropoda, Insecta, Lepidoptera, Papilionidae.